Molecule: messenger RNA, 675 nt
Organism: Impatiens glandulifera
Lineage: Eukaryota; Viridiplantae; Streptophyta; Magnoliopsida; Ericales; Balsaminaceae
Product: disease resistance protein RGA5-like
Exons: 1
Coding region: 83-457 (124 amino acids)
Molecular function (GO): metal ion binding
Source: RefSeq, a predicted model, not a curated record
UCUCUCUCUCGAGUCUCGACCUUUAACACAAACAUAUACACUCGAACUCGAUCUUCCUCUAUUUCUGCAACCGCAAGCAAAAAUGAAGCAAAAGAUGUUGAUUAAGGUGAACAUGAACACUGACAAGUCCCGAUCCAAAGCGUUGAAAACCGUGGUUGGGCUUUAUGGGGUUGAAUCAGCAGCUCUUCAGGGGAAUGACAAGGAUCAGUUAGAGGUUGUCGGAGAAGGUGUAGAUUGUGUUGUUCUUACAAGGCUUCUUCGGAAAUAUGUGGGUUAUGCCGACUUGAUUUCCGUCGGUCCGGUGCCGGAGAAGAAGCCUGAACCGCCUGCAGCAGUAGUAGCAGCUAUGCAGGCCACUCCCGAGAUGCCGGUCUGGGUAUAUCAAUAUCCACCCAUUAAUCAGCCCUAUGUUUACGAUGUCAGAGACAGUACAUACUCCACCUGUUCCAUCAUGUAAAUAUAUUGAAGAAGAAAUUCAAGAACGGGGAAAUUGAAGAUGAUGACUCUCUCUACCUAGAGCAAAUGAUCAAUAAUGAUCAUUUUUAUCCUCUGAUUUCUAUUUUGCUUUCUUAGCUAAUUAGAUUGGUUUAUUUAGAAAAAGAAAAUCAGAGUGGUUUUUUAUAGUCUAUAACAGUUUUGUAUAAUUAUAAAUAUUAUUAAUAAAUAAUUAAAUUU